UGCAGUGCAGGACCGGACUGCUGUGUGGGGACGUGAUGGCAGGUUCUAUGCUCCAGUUAAGGACCUCUGAGGAAGAAGAGAGCAGUUUAGAAAUUUGCCAGCUCAGACGGGCGGUGUUGCAAAACGAUGACAGGCGUCUGGACGAGAUGCUCUGUCAGGAGAUCUACAAGAAAGUCAUCAACUGCCGGGGCGGCUGGGGCAUCGCCGGCACGCCCCUCCACGCCGCCGUGUCCAAGGGCCACCUGGGCUGCCUGCAGGUCCUGCUAGCGCACGGCGCGCUGGUGGACUGCGUGGACGUGAAGGCCCAGACGCCUCUGUUCGCCGCCGUGCGCGGGAAAUACCUGGACUGCGUCUUGACUCUCCUCCGGGCCGGCGCCAACCCCAACGGGAACUCCUCCAACAACGGCUCCCCGGUGCUGACGGCGGCGCGGGAGGGCGACGCCGAGAUCCUGCGCCAGCUGCUCAUCCACGGCGCCGAGGUCAACUCCCGCUCCAAGGUCCUGCUCUGGACGUCCAGCGCCCGCGUGUCCAGCGGGCCGCUGUACCUGGCCGCCGUUUACGGACACAUGGAGUGCUUCAAGCUGCUGCUGCUGUACGGCGCCGACCCGGACUACAACUGCACGGACGCCGCGCUGCUGAACUCUGUGAAGCAGCCCAAGACGGUGCUGGAGAUGUGCCUCAGGCACGGCUGCGGCGUGGAGUACGUCCAGCUGCUCAUCGACUUCGGGGCUAACGUGUACCUCCCCACGCUGAUCAUCGAGAAGUCCACCAAGCAGAACGAGGCCGUGGAGCUGCUUCUGCGGGAAAGAGGAACCCCCAAAGCCUUGACCUCACAGUGCCGACUAGCUGUGCGAAGAUACCUCAAAAAGAUCGACAAGAUCCACUGCAUCGACCAGCUGGAAAUGCCAACAAGUCUCCUGAACUUCCUGCAGUUCAAAGCGGUCCCGCUCACCGUUCUGUAG
Messenger RNA from Menidia menidia (Atlantic silverside), 962 nucleotides. Lineage: Eukaryota; Metazoa; Chordata; Actinopteri; Atheriniformes; Atherinopsidae. The record is from the annotation of a GenBank genome assembly.